This is a messenger RNA of Naegleria fowleri, 1746 nucleotides long. RefSeq lists its product as uncharacterized. Bases 1 to 1746 code for a protein of 581 amino acids. NCBI's taxonomy places the organism in Eukaryota, Heterolobosea, Eutetramitea, Acrasida, Naegleriidae. The transcript is spliced from 2 exons. The record is from RefSeq and is a predicted model, not a curated record.
AUGGUUCGUGGUGAAGACAAUAUAUCCAUGACGAAUCAACAACAACAACACUCCUCGCAACAACGUCUUGCUUCUCUCAUCCAACAAUUGAAACAACAAGCCUCACCAUCAUCAUGGAGCUCCCCAUCAAGAGCCAAGAGUGAUUUUUCUUCACCGCAACAUCGGAAUGAUGUGGAUUUCAUCUUCAAUGUUACCUCUCUCGGAGUCUUGAAAGGAAAACGAAGUCCCUCUCUCAACUUCCGAUCCUUUAAAAACAUUCCCUAUGCGCAGUCUCCCGUGGGUUCACGACGAUGGAAUGAUCCCGUGCCUAUUUCUACUCCACUUCAAGGUGUGUUGGAUGCCACGCAAUUUGGACCUCAAUGUCCACAGAAUUGUUUGUUACCGAAAGGUUUAUGUGCAGAGACAAUGAGUGAAGAUUGUUUGACUCUCAAUGUCUAUACUCCUGAUCAACUUGGGAAUGGAAGUUUACCGGUCAUGGUUUUCAUUCCAGGUGGACAUUUUGAUAUGGGAACUGCUAAUUGCGCGCUCUAUGAUGGAGGAUAUUUUGUUGGCAAGACGAAUGUAAUUCUUGUUACGAUCAAUUAUCGUUUGGGAGCAUUGGGUUAUUUAGUGAAUUCUAAGAAUGGCCUCAGAGGUAACUUCGCUCUCAAGGAUCAAAGAUUAGCAUUGAAAUGGGUUCAGAGAUUUAUCGAUCGAUUUGGAGGCAAUCCAAAUUCAGUGACAAUUUUUGGUGAGUCAGCCGGCGCUGGAAGUGUCACUGCCUUAUUGAUGAACAAGGAAAGUUGGCCACUUUUCCAUAAAGCUAUUCUCCAAUCCAAUCCAUUGGCUCUUCCGUUUAGAGACAUUUCAAGCAGUGAUCAAUUGGGAGAUCGUUUUAUUCGUGAAAGUGGAUGUCAAAAAUCUGAAAACACUCUUCAAUGCAUUCAAAAUUUGAAAUGGCAAGAUGUUGUGGAAAUUGGAGACUCUGCAAGUAAUCAUUUAAAUAUUUGGCAUCCUAUUAUUUCAUUCAUGCCAUGGACACCAUGUCUCGAUGGAAAGGAAUUAUUUGAACAACCUUUAGAUGCUUUUAAAAAUGGAAAUUAUGCCAAAGUUCCAAUGAUCAUGGGAACAUUGUCAGAAGAAGCAAUCAUGUUUGUGUACUUGGCCCUCUCCAAUCCACUUCCUUUCUAUGAAUACGAUGGUGCCCUAAUAGCCUUAUUUGGAUUAUUUGAUUAUUCAAAAGUUCAUUCAUUAUAUCCUCCAACAAGUGGCAGCGACCAACGUGUGGAAUUUUCCAUUCUCGGAACCGAUUACAUUUUCACAGCACCCACUCGAAAUGCGCUCAUGAAUAUUCAUAAUCACCAACCAAACAUUCCUGUCUAUUUAUUUGAAUUUAAUCACACCCUCUCAUUCAGUUCGGAAGCAUGGAUGCCACGAUAUCCCUUCUGUGUUGGUCACGUUUGUCAUGGCUCUGAACUUCCAAUAUUAUUUCACUCCUCUGAAUUAUUGAACUUACCAUUGAUGCCACAAGAAGAAGAGUUGUCUGCUGCCAUGAUGAAUUAUUGGACCAAUUUUGCAAAAACCUCAAAUCCAAACCUUUCUUCUUCAACAUAUUCCACACAAAAUGUUCCAACGUAUUGGGAACAAUUCACUCCUUCUAAUUUAUUGAAUAUGGAGCUUCAAACUCCAAAAGUGUUUAUGAAUUAUGGACUUCGAAAACAAAAGUUAGACAUGUUUGAUUCGAUUGGAUAUCAUCAUGGAUAUUAA